This is a messenger RNA of Setaria italica (foxtail millet), 3740 nucleotides long. Its product is annotated as formin-like protein 3. The record is from RefSeq and is a predicted model, not a curated record. The transcript is spliced from 21 exons. Lineage: Eukaryota; Viridiplantae; Streptophyta; Magnoliopsida; Poales; Poaceae. The coding region runs from base 334 to 3297 and encodes 987 amino acids.
AACGCGAGAGAGAAGCCAAAAGCCCCCCCGAAAAUCUUAAAAAAGCGGAGGGAAAAUCACACUCCCCCUCCCCCUCCCCCUCCCAGCUCAAAAAUUCCCCCUCCACUACUGCUCCAAACCCUAAGCUUCUGCUUCUGGGCGCCGCGCGCGGCCCCCUCGCUCCCCGCCGCUCCCACAGUCUGCUGCGGCUUGGCGGCGGCGGCGCUCCUCGCUCGACCCUGCGGAGCGGAGAUCCACGCGGGCGUGGAUUGGUUUCGUGUCGUUUUUUGUUGUGCUUGUGGGCAUACACUUAAAUCCUGAGCAGUUAUCACAACAUUUCUUCAUUCCCAUGAGAUGUCACUGCUAAGUAGAUUCUUCUACAAGAGGCCUCCUGAUGGACUAUUGGAGUUUAUUGACAGGAUCUAUGUUUUUGAUUCAUGCUUCAGCACUGAAGUUUUGCCUCAGGGAAUGUACCCAGUCUAUUUGAAUGAGAUUCUUACAGAGUUGCAUGAAGAACAUGUAGAAUCCUCAUUCCUGGCGAUUAACUUUAGAGAUGGAGAUAAGAGAAGCCAGCUUGCUGAUAUACUGCAUGAAUACAACAUUCCAGUCAUUGAUUACCCCCGUCAUUUCGAAGGCUGCCCUGUCCUUCCUCUGUCUCUUAUUCAGCAUUUCCUUCGUGUCUGUGAGCACUGGUUAUCUAGUGGGAACAAUAAGAACAUUAUAUUACUCCAUUGUGAAAGAGGGACCUGGCCAUUAUUGGCUUUCCUGUUAUCUUGUCUUCUCAUCUACAAGAAAUUGCAUGGCGCUGAGCAUAAAACUCUGGACAUUAUUUAUCGCGAGGCACCUAAAGGGUUCCUACAACUCUUUUCUGCACUCAAUCCAAUGCCAUCUCAGCUCCGUUACAUGCAGUAUGUGGCCAGAAGAAAUAUAUCUCCGGAGUGGCCUCCAAUGGAAAGAGCACUCUCUUUGGAUUGCCUGAUUCUUCGAGCCAUUCCAAGUUUUGAUUCUGAUAAUGGAUGCAGGCCAUUAGUCCGCAUUUUUGGGCAAAAUCUUCUUGGCAAGAAUGCGAGCAUGGUCAACAUGAUUUUUUCUAUGCCAAAGAAGAAAUCUCUGCGGCACUAUCGGCAGGAGGAUUGCGAUGUGAUAAAAAUUGAUAUACAAUGUCUAGUCCAGGGAGAUAUUGUUCUGGAGUGUGUACAUCUCGAUCUUGAUCCAGAGAAGGAAGUUAUGAUGUUUAGGAUAAUGUUCAAUACUGCUUUUAUACGUUCAAAUGUAUUGAUGCUGAAUAGCGAUGAUGUGGAUAUACUCUGGGGUUCAAAAGAGCGCUAUCCGAAGAAUUUUAGAGCAGAGGUGCUGUUUUGUGAAAUUGGGGGCAUGUCUCCCACAAGAGCUCCAACAGCAACACUGAACGGUGAUAUGAAGGGUGGUUUACCAAUUGAAGCCUUUUCAGCUGUUCAAGAACUCUUCAAUGGGGUUGACUGGAUUGAAAGCAAUGAUGAUGCUGCCUAUUGGUUGCUCAAAGAAUUCUCAGCAAACUCGCUGCAGGAGAAAUUUCAAAAGCUUAUACUCAAUGACAUGAAAGAACUCUCAAAAAUGCAAGCUAAAGUUGGUCUACAGAUGCCACUGAUGUCUCCACUUGAUUCUGAUGAAGAAAAAUAUUCUGUGGCUUCUGAUUCUGUUGGUUCAGCUGAUCAUGAGAAGGUUCAGCAUGGUGGAAACUCAUCUGACUCAGAGAACAUUGAUCGUGAUCCUACUACUGAAGAUUCUGAAUCCAGUGCUACUCUAUCAAUGAACAGCUCAUCCCCGCCUCAACCGCCUCUGCCUCCGCCUCCUCAUGGGGUACCGUCUAGCCUUUUGGAUUCAUCUGUGCCAACAACUGGGCCAAGUGGACCCCUAACAAAACCACCGCAGGAGCUACCAAGUAACAGGCUACCAUUUUCACCACCCACUCCACCGCCGCCACCGCCACCACCACCACCAAGUGGAAGUAAGCAUGCUUUCUCAUCGCCACCUCCUCCACCUCCACCACCACCUCGGCUUAGCAGCAGGAGGGGACGAGGCAACACUACUGGAUCAACUAAAGGUCGUGGCAUUGGAUUGGCGCAGCAAAGUAACCCUCCCAAAAAGGCUUCACUUAAGCCUCUGCAUUGGGUGAAAGUUACUAGAGCAAUGCAAGGAAGUCUCUGGGCUGAUGCCCAAAAACAAGGGAAUCAGGCUAGGGCUCCUGAUAUCGAUUUAUCCGAGCUGGAGAGCUUGUUCUCCACAGCAAGCGUAACCAGCACAAGUGAAAAGGGGGCGACAAAACGUGGUUCAGCUAUUAGCAAGCCAGAAAUUGUUCACCUGGUUGACAUGCGGCGGGCAAACAAUUGCGAGAUUAUGCUUACAAAAAUUAAAAUGCCUCUACCUGAUAUGAUUAGUGCAAUCUUGGCUUUGGAUUCUUCUGUUCUUGAUAAUGACCAAGUGGAAAAUCUCAUUAAAUUUUGCCCUACAAAGGAAGAGAUUGAGAUGUUAAAGGGUUAUAAUGGCAACAAAGAAAUGCUUGGGAAAUGCGAACAGUUCUUCCUGGAGCUAAUGAAAGUUCCACGUGUGGAGGCCAAGCUAAGAGUUUUUGCUUUUAGAAUUACUUUCUCAACACAGGUAGAUGAUCUAAGAACUAACCUAACCACCAUAAACGACGCAACAAAGGAGGUCAAAGAGUCUUUGAAGUUACGGCAGAUAAUGCAGACCAUUCUCACAUUAGGAAACGCAUUGAAUCAAGGGACAGCACGAGGAUCUGCUGUUGGAUUCAGAUUAGACAGCCUUCUUAAACUGUCGGAUACUCGAGCUAGAAAUAAUAAGAUGACACUGAUGCAUUAUUUAUGCAAGCUUCUUGCUGAGAAAAUGCCUGAACUUCUUGAUUUUGACAAAGACCUAAUUCAUUUGGAAGCAGCUUCUAAGAUCCAACUGAAGCUGCUUGCGGAAGAAAUGCAAGCAAUAAACAAAGGUCUUGAGAAGGUGGAGCAGGAGUUAGCUGCUUCAGAAAAUGAUGGUGCAAUUUCAAUUGGCUUUCGUAAGGCAUUGAAAAGCUUUCUUGACGCAGCAGAAGCUGAGGUUAGGUCCCUAAUUUCCCUGUAUGCUGAAGUGGGAAGGAAUGCUGAUUCCCUAGCUCAGUAUUUUGGUGAGGAUCCUGCACGCUGCCCUUUCGAGCAAGUGACAUCAAUUUUGGUUAUUUUCGUGAAUAUGUUCAAAAAAUCGCGUGAUGAAAAUGCUCGAAAUGCGGAGGCUGAGAAAAAGAAACUGGAAAAGGAAAAGGAAAAGGCAAGUGUGUCUGCUAAAUGAGGCUUGGAAUGAGACUAAUUGUGGACUAUUUUACAAGGACCGGCCGCAUAAUAUGUGGCACUGCAGAACCAGCUUCAAAAUAUUUUGUAUAUGAGAGGUGUGGUGUCAGGAAUCUCGCUAGCUGGUCGCCAUCUGUUAAAUGGUUGCCUUUGCGAAUGCCAAGAUUUUGGAGCUCUCUGUGCGCACGUCCUGUCUUAUGGACAUCAGAUGACUGAACAAACGUACGGACGCCACGGCUGCUGUAAUUUUGUAUGUAAAUAUAGCAGUUACUGGGGUAUAGCUGUCUUACUUGUACAUAAAAUAGUCCAAGGCCCCACGCGGGAAUGAAGCAAACAACACGAGUGUUAUUUUUUUUUUCUUUUUCCCGAGAAUAAACACGAGUCUUGUACAGUGUUACUGUAUUACCGAGGAACAAACAAAUCAGAGGCAUUUUAGUUCAAAUC